Molecule: messenger RNA, 4178 nt
Organism: Onthophagus taurus
Lineage: Eukaryota; Metazoa; Arthropoda; Insecta; Coleoptera; Scarabaeidae
Product: 5-oxoprolinase
Biological process (GO): glutathione metabolic process
Cellular component (GO): cytosol
Molecular function (GO): 5-oxoprolinase (ATP-hydrolyzing) activity
Source: RefSeq, a predicted model, not a curated record
UUAUUGUCCUCUACAUGUCCCUGCUCUGUGUCGGUUCUUAUGUGAAUCACCCUGUAUAUUUAGAAUUUCUCUGUAACAAACACUCUUAAGAUAAGAGUUGAUGAGUUCACCACAUCAGUAAAUAUAUAGUAAAUAUUUUACAAGAUUCUAACUUAAAUGUUUGUGCGAAACGUAACUAAUUUAUUAAAAUGGAAUCAAUCCUAUAUUAAAGGGCAAAUGCACACGUCUUAUCGAUCGCAGUUGACUAUGGCAAACACCAAAUUUCGUUUUGCAAUCGAUAGAGGGGGCACUUUCACGGAUGUGUUUGCUCGAUGCCCGGACGGUAAAAUAGAGGUCUUAAAAUUGUUAUCAGUGGAUCCACAACAUUACGCCGACGCGCCAACAGAGGGCAUAAGAAGGAUAUUAGAAGAGAAAACCGGAAACGCAUUAGAUGAAAACGGCAAAGUAAAUAGUAAGCUAAUAGAAUGGAUUCGAAUGGGAACCACAGUGGCUACCAAUGCUCUAUUGGAAAGAAAAGGAGAAACGAUGGCUUUAGUUACAAACGCUUACUUUAAAGAUCUUCUUUUGAUUGGAAAUCAAGCAAGACCGAGUAUAUUUGCAUUGGAAAUAAAACGACCGGAAGUUUUAUACAAAGAAGUAGUGGAAAUUGAUUGCCGCGUAAUCCCAACGUUACCGGGAAAAUGUCAACUUGGAAAUCUAGCUUCAAAAUGGCGAGUUAUUCGGGGGACCACCGGAGAAGAAUUUUACGUUACCAAAGAAAUCGACGAAAACGAAGUGAGAGAUAAAUUAAUCGCAUUGAAAAAUAGAGGAAUAAACAGUAUCGCUGUAGUUUUGGCACAUAGUUACGCAGUGCCCGAUCAAGAAAAAAAGAUAGGGGAAAUAUCCCAAGGAUUAGGUUUUAAACAUGUUUCUUUAUCCUAUCAAGUAAUGCCCAUGAUUAGAAUAGUUCCUAGGGGAUUCACCGCUUGUGCUGAUGCUUAUCUUACUCCGCACGUAAAGAGAUAUGUUGACGGUUUUCGAAGUGGGUUUAACGACAAUUUGGAAAACUGUAGAGUUCUUUUUAUGCAAAGCGAUGGUGGAUUAACUCCAAUGGGUAAUUUUAAUGGAGCAAGGGCUAUUUUAUCUGGACCUGCCGGUGGCGUAGUUGGUUACGCAGUUACUACAUGGCAAAAAGAAACCGAUCUUCCCAUAAUUGGCUUUGAUAUGGGAGGUACAUCGACGGAUGUGUCAAGAUUUGCUGGAACUUACGAUCAUGUAUACGAAAGUACGACGGCAGGUAUAACCAUUCAAGCACCGCAGUUGGAUGUAAAUACAGUGGCUGCUGGUGGUGGUUCUAUGUUAUUUUUCAGGUCGGGAUUGUUUGCAGUUGGUCCAGAAUCCGCUGGAGCUGACCCAGGACCCGUUUGUUAUAAGAAAAAUGGCCCACUUACAGUUACCGAUGCGAAUUUAGCAUUAGGACGUUUACUACCCGAAUAUUUUCCAAAAAUUUUCGGCCCAAACGAAGAUUCUCCGUUGGAUACAAACGCAACUAUUGAUAAAUUUAAAGUACUUACCGAUGAGAUUAAUGUAUUUUUAAAAUCAGAGGGCAAAUCUAUGAGUAUGGAAGAAGUAGCCAUGGGUUUUAUUCGAGUGGCGAAUGAAACAAUGUGCAGACCUAUAAGAGCUUUAACCCAAGCGAAAGGUUAUGAUACCGCUAGACAUGCUUUGGCGUGUUUUGGCGGGGCAGGAGGGCAACAUGCAUGUGCUAUAGCAAGAUCGUUGGGUAUGACAACGGUUUUUGUACAUAAAUAUGCCGGAAUUUUGUCUGCUUACGGAAUGGCCUUAGCAGAUGUCGUUCAUGAAGCUCAAGAACCAUGCGCGAAAAUUUAUAAUGAUGAAAACCUUUCGUAUUUUGAUGAGAGAUUUAAGAUAUUAGGGGAACAAUGUAAAACAGAAUUAAAAAAUCAAGGUUUUGGUAAUAAUUCUAUAUUCUUGGAGCAAUACUUACACAUGAGAUAUGAUGGCACUGAUUGUGCUUUAAUGUGCUUAAGCACUGACGGCGACUUCUUGAAAACGUUCUUAAAUCGUUAUCAAACAGAAUUUGGAUUUACGAUACAAAACAGAAAUGUUAUUAUUGAUGAUAUACGCGUAAGAGGAAUUGGAAAAACAUUAUUGGAUGAAGAUAGAGAACAUCCGAUUACUGAAGUGAAACCAAUUCCAGAAAAAAUUGUUAAUACCUAUUUUGAAGAAGGUUCAUUAAAAACUAAAGUUUAUUUGUUGGAAAAAUUAAAAUCCGGACAAAUAUUAAAUGGCCCGGCGAUAAUCAUGGAUAAACUUAGCACGAUUAUAGUUGAACCUGAAUGUAACGCUCUUAUUACAAAAAGAGGUGACAUCAAAAUUACAAUUGGCACGGGAAGGAUAAAAGAAAUUGGAACGGAACUUGAUUCCAUUCAACUCAGCAUAUUUAGUCACAGGUUUAUGAGUAUUGCAGAGCAAAUGGGACGUAUCCUUCAACGAACUUCAAUUUCCACCAAUAUAAAGGAAAGAUUAGAUUUUUCUUGCGCUCUUUUUGGAGCGGAUGGCGGGUUAGUUUCGAAUGCACCUCAUAUCCCAGUUCAUUUAGGUGCAAUGCAAGAAGCUGUACAAUAUCAAAUGAAAUCUAGAGGUGUUUUUAAUGAUGGAGAUGUUAUUUUAACAAAUCACCCGGCAGCUGGUGGGUCCCACUUACCCGAUUUUACAGUAAUAACUCCAGUUUUUCAUAGAGACGCAAAAAAUCCAAUUUUCUUUGUGGCAUCUCGCGGUCAUCACGCAGACAUUGGAGGAAUAACCCCCGGCUCAAUGCCACCUCAUUCCACCAAUUUAUCGCAAGAAGGAGCCGCAUUCAAAAGCUUUCUAUUAGUGGAAUCUGGAAGAUUUCGCGAAGAAGAAUUUACCAAAAAAAUUCAAGAAGCUGGAGGAAGAAAUUUAAACGAUAAUAUUUCAGAUUUACGCGCUCAAGUAGCUGCCAAUAAAAAGGGCAUACAAUUAGUGAGCGAAUUAAUUGAUCAGUAUGGUUUGGAGGUAGUUCAAGCUUAUAUGAACCACAUUCAGACGAACGCUGAAGUAGCUGUAAGAGAUAUGUUGAAGGAAGUAGCUAAGAAAACUUUCUCUAGGACCGGAACUCAUAUUUUGGAAGCCGUUGAUCAUAUGGAUGAUGGAUCGCCAAUCAAAUUAAAAGUUAUUUUGGAUGAAGUUACCGGUUCAACCAUUUGUGAUUUUACAGGCAGCGGUCCUGAAGUGUGGGGAAAUUGUAACGCCCCAAAAGCAAUAACUCUUUCUGCUUUAAUAUAUUGUCUUAGAUGUAUGGUUGGACACGAUGUUCCAUUAAAUCAAGGUUGUUUGGCUCCUAUAAAAACAAUUAUUCCAAAAGGAUCCAUUCUCGAUCCAAGUGAUAACGCCGCUGUGGUUGGAGGAAAUGUUUUGACCUCUCAAAGAAUCGUAGACGUUGUUUUAAAAGCGUUCAAAGCUUGCUCAGCUUCUCAAGGUUGUAUGAACAACAUCACGUUUGGAAGCGAUUCGUGGGGUUGUUAUGAAACAGUAGCUGGCGGAAGUGGAGCUGGUCCUGGAUUUAAUGGAUGUUCGGGUGUUCAUACUCAUAUGACCAACACAAGAAUUACAGAUAUAGAAAUUCUCGAACGAAGAUAUCCUGUACACGUUGAAAAAUUUAUGUUAAGACAAGAAACUGGAGGGAAAGGAGCUUAUAAUGGAGGUGAUGGUGUUUUAAGACAAUUAUAUUUUAGAGCGCCGAUUACUUUAUCAGUUUUGACUGAAAGAAGAGUGUUACAACCUUACGGAUUAGAAGGCGGUGGUGCUGGUGCUCGUGGAAUGAAUCUUUUAGUUCGAAAUGAUGGAAGAGUUAUAAAUUUAGGACCUAAAACUGCUGUGGAAGUUAAUCCAGGGGACGUAUUUCAAUUGCAUACGCCGGGUGGUGGUGGUUAUGGACUCCAAAAUCCGACGGGACCGUUGCAAAAAGGGAAAGCUGAAACGGCUCAGAGGGGCUUUGUGGAAAGGGGCAGCCUCUUCGAGUAUCGCCAGGCACAGGAAAGCGUUUGAAACUGAUCCCAAACAGAAUGAAUAAUGUAACAAUGUGUGGUUCAUGUUUUACUUUGUUAAAACAAAGGAAAAUAGGUUUGGGGAUCAAUAAAGUUUUCGAUCAGUUA